CCACAAACCUACGUAUAUACGGAGUAUAUAUGUAUAUAUACUACUCAACUAGUCUAUUAUAAUCCUAGAAAAUUUUAAGUACCUCUAAAGGGUUAACUCAAAGUUGAGUUGGUUGAAUAUAUACAAAUUAAGGGUGGUUUGCCGAAGGUAUUGCCGGAAUUGUUUUAGAGUAUCUCACUAACGUCAUAGCAAUUCGAUUCAACGUUAAGGUAAACAAACAGAAUAGUGACCGAACCGGAGAACAAUGCUAGGGCGAUGGAAGGAUGGACAAGAUGACAUAAAGAAAGAUAAUAACAAUAAAGAUGUUAUUUUGAAAUAUAUAUUUUGUACGAAUAUGUUAAGCUUCCGCAUGUAUAAUAGUUACUCUGAUAUUAUCAAUAAAUAAAUAAGUUUUGUUUAAUGCUCCAUCUACCGAUUCAAAAAGUUAGAGCCGUUAACACCGCGAGUCGGAUAUUCAAAUAAAUUCGGAAGUCAAGAAAUAGAUGUUGAAUUCACACUAGCUAAUUUACUCUUACUUCCACGAAUUUGUUUUUGGGCACUUCUCAACAAAGACAAAGUUACCCUCGGUGGCGAGGGUAGGAGGUCGGGGAACUCUAGGACACGUAAUCUCCCCAGAGGCGAUCCCGACAAAAGUUUCCUAAAAUGCCCCUGACGAAGAUGUCAGGUGCGUUUUUCAAUGAUUUCAGUGUAACAGUGGCAACUUUGAGGCACUGUUACACUGAAAUCUUUGAAAAUGCACAGAGGACACCUUUGCCGGGAUCACCUCGGGGGCACGUGGGCCCCACCCGCAAUCCUACCUCCGCCACUGGUUACUCAGUGGCGUUGAGAUUGAUCCUUCUUCCCCAACUAUCUGCAAAAAUCCGGCGGCGGGGCCCGCCGCCGGUUUCAAUUAUGCAACGGGUUGGGCCCGCCGGGGACCAGCCGCUUCGAAGGCCCGAAGUAGUUUUCGGACGGAGACGGCGUGGAGGAGAACCGAAACUUGUUCGGACGGAACGAUGUCGAAGACGUGGCACUCUGCCCGUCGCCGCCGGAGGGUUUCUCUCGGAGCUCACGGCGGCAGUCGGAGAGCAUCGUUUUGGUGUCUCUACUUGAAUGCAAAGUGAAGACAAAACAUAAAAAAAUAUGUUUGUACACAUAUAUACCAAUUUUGUAAAUGUACAAGAACAAUUACAUAAAAAGUGUGAUGCAUAUAUAUAAAGGUUAAUUACUUUAAGUGCAUUAUAAUCAUAAAGAAAUUGUACAAAUAAGAAAGUCAUACCAUGGGA
This is a messenger RNA of Cuscuta campestris, 1265 nucleotides long. The record is from the annotation of a GenBank genome assembly. Lineage: Eukaryota; Viridiplantae; Streptophyta; Magnoliopsida; Solanales; Convolvulaceae.